AUGAUUUCGGCCAUCGUUAAUAGCAUAUGGGCAUUGAUCGUCUUGCGAUGUUUCCAAGGCGUUGGAGCAUCUUGUGCGCUUUCGAUCGGUCCGGGUGUAAUUGCUGACUGUUACCCUGUCGAAAAGCGUGGCGCUGCUUUUGCGAAAUUCUAUUAUGGCGUAUUUGUCGGUCCACUCAUAGGACCGGUUGUGGGAGGCGGUUUAAUCAUGACAAAUCAAACGUGGAGGGCCACCUUUUGGUUUCUGCUCGCUUAUGGUAUUGUUGUGUUGGCCCUAGUAUUUUUUGCCUUACCAGAAACGUAUCGCGAUAAUGCUCGAUUUGAUAUCGACCAGUUUCAUGAAAACGUUGGGCAUGAAGGAGAAAAGCAAGGACCUGUGAAGCAGCAACAACAUCAAGAAGAUCGCGAAGAGAAACAAGAGGAAACUACCGCAUUGGUCAUCGCCAAGUCGAAACGAAUGAACCCUAUUGAACCAUUCCUUAUGCUUCGACAUCCAUUCGUGUUUUUGGCAUCGAUGAUUUGUGGCAUAUCAUUUGGCGCAAUGUAUGGCGUUGAAACCAUUAUGCCAACACUUUAUCAGACACAUUACGGCUUUGUCGCUUGGCAGACAGGACUCACAUUUAUCGGUGCUGGCAUCGGUAAUACGCUGGGUACAAUUGUCAAUGGUGUUCUAGCAGACCAACUCUUAUUACGCUCGAGGAAAAAACGCAACGGUAUUCCCAUGGUAGAAGAUCGUCUUUCACACAAUCUAUGGCCAAGCGGUAUAAUUUUUAUCCCACUCGGCUUGCUCUUGUUUGGCUGGCCCAUUGACUACAAUCUCAGCGUGUGGGCACCUAUCAUGGGCUUCAGCAUCCAGAAUUUUGGUAUGGUGCAACUGAUGACCUUAUCAAGUGCUUAUUUGGUGGAUGCCAUGCCAGGUCAAGGUGCUUCAGCUGCCGCCAGUGGAAAUUUUGUCAGAAAUGCGGGCGCUUGUUUGCUCACCAUUAUGGCGAACCCAAUGACGGAUGCCAUUGGACCGGGUUGGACAAGUGUAAUGCUCUCUGGAGUAACUUGGCUCUCGGUGAUAUUUAUCCUGAUUCUAAAAUUAUAUGGCGAGCAGUUACGUCGAUGGUCUGGAUACUAA
Messenger RNA from Zychaea mexicana, 1122 nucleotides. Its product is annotated as major facilitator superfamily domain-containing protein. The transcript has 4 exons. Lineage: Eukaryota; Fungi; Mucoromycota; Mucoromycetes; Mucorales; Lichtheimiaceae. Gene Ontology annotation, biological process: transmembrane transport. Gene Ontology annotation, molecular function: transmembrane transporter activity. The record is from RefSeq and is a predicted model, not a curated record. Bases 1 to 1122 code for a protein of 373 amino acids.